Nicotiana tabacum (common tobacco) is the source of this 462-nucleotide messenger RNA. Its product is annotated as putative mitochondrial protein AtMg00820. The record is from RefSeq and is a predicted model, not a curated record. Lineage: Eukaryota; Viridiplantae; Streptophyta; Magnoliopsida; Solanales; Solanaceae.
AUGGUAUUCAAACUAGAUCCAAGGCAAAAAAUAUGUUUGCCUUCUCAACUUUCUUGUCUCAAAUUGAGCCAAAAAUAUAUUAAGGAAUUAUUGAAAGAUGAUGACUGGAUUACUGCUAUGCAAGAAGAGCUUCAUCGGUUUAAAAGGAACAAAGUGUGGCACCUGGUUCCCCGGCCCUCAGAUAGAACAGAGAUUGGAACCUGGUGGGUGUUCAGAAAUAAACUUGAUGAGUUUGGCAAUAAAACAAGAAAUAAAGCUAGGUUGGGGGUUCAAGAUUACAAUCAAGAAGAAGGUAUUGACUACUAUGAAACUUUUUCUCCUAUUGCUAGAAUGGAAGCCAUAAGAAUUCUCAUUGUAUUUGCAUCUCAUAUGGAAACCAAAUUGAUCCAAAUGGAUGUUAUGAGUGCAUUUCUGAAUGGAUAUUUGAAGAAAGAGGUUUUUGUCAAGCAGCACUGGAUUUGA